ACAUAACCUUAAAAUUUGUUUUGAUUUUUGAAUAACUAUUUUUUAGUCACAAAUGCCCAACAAUUAUGGAUAAAACUACUAUUCCAGAAAUAAAUUCUCAGCAUGAUUUGUAUUUACAAGAAAUCGAAGGAAUAGAUGAUUACUGGGGUCCUACUUUUAGGGCAAUUUUUGAUAAUGAAGAACAUGAUGAAUUUAAAAAGAAAUUAAACGAACGUAUUAAACAUCACGAUAAGGAUAUCGAAAGACUGUGUAAUGUUUAUUAUCAAGGUUUUAUCGAAUCUGUUAGGGAACUUUUAGAAGUUAGAUCUCAAGCUAACAAGUUAAAUAGUCAAGUUGUCACAUUGGAUAAACAAGUGCAUGAUGCAGCAGAGGGAAUUACAAAGUCUGGAUCAGAUUUGCUUCAAGCUAGGAAAGUACAAAGUAAUAUAGCUGUUGUUAUUGCACAGCUUAAUUUAUGUCUGCCAGUUUUUACAACAUAUUCCAAGCUGCAAAAACAAAUUGCAGAGAAAAGGUACUAUCCUGCUUUAAAGACUCUUGAGGAAUUAGAACAUCUACACUUACCCCAUGUGGCAAACUACAGGUUUUCUAAGCAGUUGCAAGAAAAUAUUCCAAAGUACAGAGAAAAAAUCGAAGCCGCUUCCAUGUCAGACUUGAAAGAUUUUUUGGAAAACAUAAGAAAAUUCUCACCAAAAGUGGGAGAAGUUGCAAUGAAGCAUACCAGUGAACAAUUAGCCAGCGAUCCUACAGUAGUGGGAAGGAAAAAGAAAAGAAUUGCACCACAACCACCAGGUCAAUUUUCUGAUGAAGAUCGUAGUGCUCAAGAGCUUAUAGAUUUCUCUCCAAUAUACAGAGGAUUACACAUAGCGCAUGUCCUUGGCAGAUCAUCAACUUUUGAAACUUACUAUAGAGCCGAAAGAACAAAACAAGUCAGACUUGUUCUGCAACCUCCUACAAAUAUGCAUGAAUCAGAAGACAGUUAUCGAGCCUACAUACAUGCAGUACUUGGAUUUUUCAUACUAGAAGAUCAUGUUUUAAAUACUGGAAGAGGUUUGAUAACACGAGCAUUUUUAGAUGAGAUGUGGGCGAUGGCGUUGUCCAAGAUUGUUACUGCUUUGCAAACUAAUUCGGCGUAUUGCACAGAUGCUACGUUAAUACUAAGAAUAAAAGACUUGAUUAUGUUGUUUUGUACAACAUUAAGAAACUAUGGAUACUCAGUAAAGCCGCUGUGGGAGUUAGUAAGAGAGCUGAGAGAUCAUUACACAGAAGUUUUGAUGCAAAGAUGGGUGCAAGUGUUCAGAAAGAUUUUAGCGGAGGAAGAUUUUCAGCCUGUACAGGUUGAAAAUCUGGAAGAACUAAACGAACUGUUAUUAUCUUUUCCGUGGGAAGGCGACCUUCCAGAUGACAUGGACUAUCCAUAUAGCUUUCCCUUUUCUAGCAUGGUACCGAAAAUUUACAGAGAAGUCAAAGAAUUCAUUUAUGCUUGCGUUAAGUUUUCUGAAGAUCUUAACCUAAGUCAAGUAGAAGUUGACGAGAUGAUUAGAAAAUCCAUGAAUUUGCUGCUGACCAGAACAUUUAAUGGAUGUUUGUCUUCCACGUUUCGCAGUCCUCACGUUAACUUAAAAGAAAUCAUUCAAAUUAUUGUGGAUACUGGUUACCUCGAAGAAGCCAAUGUAUAUUUGGAUGAAUUUAUAUCGAAUAUUACAGGUGAGGAAUCGCGAGGAGUUAGUUCCGCUCUGGUUCACGGACAAUCUGCUCUAUUUUCUGUAUCUAGAGAAGACGCCGUGCGGCAAAUUUGCGAAAAGUUAAAGCAGAAAUUGAACGAGUUCUUAGAAUUAGAAAAUUACGACUGGCUGUUAGUCGAGCCGAAAGGUCACGCUUCUAGUUACAUAUCAGACAUUAUCGCUUUCCUUCAGACUACAUUCCAAAGCUUCACAAAUAUUCCGCUUGAAGCCGCUCAAAUAGCCUGUAAGUCAGCGUGUGAUCACAUAGCCAAGUCCAUGUUCGCCAUGCUUAUGAACGAGGAGAUUAAGCAGAUCUCAAUGGGGGCUUUAAAUCAAAUUAAUUUAGAUUUACUUCAGUGUGAACAAUUUGGUGCUUCUGAACCCGUACAAGGUUUGCAAGAAGGCGCCCUUCUAUCCUAUUUUGAAAGUUUAAGAGAAAUACUUGAUUUAUUUAUAUCCUGGGAUUGGCCCACUUAUUUCCACGAUUAUGCACAAGAUACCAGUAAAUAUAAGAAAGUCAAUCCAGAUGUUGCAAUUGUACUACUAGAAAAAUUGAGAGAAGGUGACAAGAAAACCAUGUUCACAGUACUUAAAAAGAGCGAAAGGGACAAAAAGAAACUUCUUGAUACUGUCCUAAAACAACUGAGGCAGUUAUCUCAAAUUCCUGCAGGAAAAUAGUUCCCUUUAUCUCAAUUGACGGAAGCUUUAAAUAAUUGUAUUAUUUUUAUUUACAAUAUGGUGUAAAAUAUUUUAUUUCAUUUUAUAUAAUAAAAAUUUUAAUAUAUACUUUAUCUAACCAUUGUGUUCUUUCAAAUAUUUAUUUUGAAUUAUAUAUGAUUCUG
Molecule: messenger RNA, 2563 nt
Organism: Diabrotica balteata
Lineage: Eukaryota; Metazoa; Arthropoda; Insecta; Coleoptera; Chrysomelidae
Source: the annotation of a GenBank genome assembly